AUGAGCUGCCAAAUUAACCUGCAAAGACUGCCAGUACGUGUUGUAGACGAAGUUAUGACGCCAGAGAAUGUGCCAUUGAGCAGCACUUUCCCCAAAUCCACGUCUGCCCUCUGGGAUACCUCCCAUACAGGAGAUGCACUUAGUCUCCACCUCUGCUAUUACAGAAACCCAAGACUCCUUCUGUCAGAGAAGACGCUGCGCUUGGCUCAUCGGCACGCUCGGCAGAGCAACAAGCCCAAGUUCAGCUGUUUCUUUGUUGGAUCUAUUGUGGUGGACGCAGAUGAGGAAGGCGUCACUGUGACACUGGACCGCUUUGACCCUGGUCGGGACCAACCUGGGACCCCUGAGCGGGUACCAUCUGCUUUGGUGCCAGGGGAUGUUCUGGUUUCCUGUGUGUUUGUCACACAGAGGGAGAUGGACCCUGAUGCUGCGGUACAAUCUGUGGCAGACCUCCAGGCCUCUUUCAAGCAGGAUAUUGGCAGUAGAAAUCCCGUGGACUUGGCCAAGCUGCUGAGUAUCCAAGGUCAGAUCAGCUGGUCUCAGCAAGCCGACAGCCUGUCUCUCUGUCUGUAUUGGACGGGGGUCACCAUCGCCUCCACCCUGGACAUGGAACCUAUCAGAGCCAUCCCGAUAAUUCCCACUGCUCUGGCCCGAAAUCUAACUGGUCUUUCCAGCCUAGCUCAGCCCAUACACAGUGCCAAUCGCCGGCGAGGCUUUCUGACCAUGGACCAGACCCGCAAGCUCCUCCUCCUCCUGGAGUCUGACCCCAAAGCCUCCAGCUUGCCACUAGUGGGCGUGUGGCUGAGUGGACUAACCCACAUCACCAACCCCCAGGUGUGGGCAUGGUGUCUUCACUUUCUCUUUAGCGCCUCUCUUCAUGAUAGAGUGCUGUCAGACAGAGGCUGGUUCCUAGUGGUGUUGUUCUCUCUGACCCACAGCCAGGCUCAGUUCUACCAGUGCCAAAUGAGCAACAAGGACACUGGUCAGCAUGACAUGGAUUACCAGCUGCUAACCGGUUCUCAGACUGUCACGCUUUACCAGCAUGUGGAGGUACCAGGGGAGCAAUCUCUCCAGUGUGAGCUGACCACUGAGGUCUCCAACCAGCAGAGGGAACUUUUCAGAGAGCUGCUGGAUCAGAAUUCACUCCUCAGUGCCCCCCCUCCAGCCCGCCUCCUCUCUGCCAAUGACCAGGACUCUGGCAUGGAGGAUGGAGAUUUGUCUCCUCGACCUUCCCCCAAACCUCAUCCCCCUGCCCAACAGCAAAGGACUGUCCUGCCGUCUGUUCCUGAGCUCUCUCUAUUGGUGGACACCAGCUUCAUCAGGUCGAACCAGAUUGGCCAACAAAAUCCUGGCUCUUCUCAAAGUCCCCCAUGUCCUGCCCAGCUUCUCCACCCAGUCCCUCAUGACAGAGGAUCCUUGGGCCCCUCUUUCAGGAAUGCCUCCAAGAAGUCAGUUCCUCCAUCUGGAAACAUCACCAAAUCGCCAUCAUCAUCCUCUUCUUCUCCAGCAGCUCGUUGGUCACAUGAUUCUGCCUACCAACCCAGACCAGCUCCAACUCAAACCAAACACCUCCAUAGCACCCCCACCCCCAGUCAGCGCUGUAGCUGCUGCUCCAGCAAGACACACAACUUUACCCCCAUCCUUCCCUGUCCUUCCUUCAGCCCUUGGCAGGCUGCCCCUACCUACCCUGCACCUCCCGUUCACCCUUUUCCUCCACCCAGCCAGCUCACUAACUCACCUCCUCAGCCUGCUCUUCCACACAGCGGUCAAACUCUGGGUCAGUGGAGCAGGGAGUCCACCCCUCAUCGAUCAGGCAGCUGUUCCUGUCCAUCUUACCAAGCUCAACCCCAGCUCCCAACACACAGAACUAACAUACCAGGUCCUCCAUCCUCCACCUGUCUGAAGCCCUGCUGUCAAGACUGGGUGAGGGGGGUCCUUCCCCCUGCUGCUUACAACAUCCUCAUCAACCAGGACCACCAGCUCCGACUCCUCCAGGCUCAGAUAAAGAUGCUCCUGGAAGCCCAGGGAACUGCUCUGCCAACCAGUCAACAGCCAGACGAUCAGACAUCCAACCCAGUUUGUCAACAACCAGACAACCAGACAGCCAACCUAGCCUGUCAACAGCCAGAUAACGGUACAUCCAUACCAGCUGGACCCCAACUAAAAAGCACCGUCAGCAUCGCUGUUGAAACAGGAGCCAGUUUGUUUUCACCAUCUUCUCCACCCUUCCAUCCCCCCUACCAUGGAUUCACCUGUAGCACUAAUCCCACCCCCCAGAAGCCAGGGGACGGAGCUGAGUGUCAGGACGGUUCUCCUUCAGACCUGCUCAGGGCUCAGAAGAUGCUGCGUAGCGGAGCUGUGCGGAGUCCAGUGCUGGGAGAGAGUGUCACCAUGUAUGAGGUCGAUCAGAGCACUUCACAACAGGACCCACACAAGUUCUAUGAGGACCUGCUGGGCCAGGUUACCAGUCGCCUCCAGGCCUCAGAGAGCCAGGAAAACUCUGGGGGGGACGUCAGUCUGUCUACUGAAGGUUCACAGUCCUCCUCCUCCCAGUCAGACAGCUCCCUGAAGAGAGAACCUUGGCCAGGAGGAGAUCAGAGAAGACAGCAGUGGUCAGGAGCAGAUCUGGUCUGGAGUGCGGCCCUGCAGCAGCUUGCUGUUAAAGUGGAUCCAGAUUCCGGCCAAUUGGACAGAACCACAGACAGCACAGUAGAACCCACCAGUAUUUUAGCCUGCAUAAACCCCACUGUGGUCCUGCCCAGACUGAGCCUGUCCCAAUCAGCAGAGGGCAGCCUGUUUGUCGGAGGCAGCAUGGACCUCAGCAUGGAGGCCAAUGCCAUUGCCCUGCGCUACCUCUCUGACACCCAGCUUUCCAGACUGUCCAUGGGAACCCAUUCCUCUCCACUGAGGCAAUCUGCCAGCCUGAACCCCCUCUCUCCCAGCAACAUGUCUUUGGCAACCAGGAGGUACAUGAGGAAGUACGGUCUACUAGAGGAACAACAGGAGAAGGAGGAAGAGGGGCUCUGUGAUGACAUCACAGCAGAUGAGACAAUGGUUCGUCAGCCACUGUCUGAUGCUUUAAAUGUUAAAGUCAGAAAGUCUCCCCUCCACCACUGCCAGACAUCAGAAUCUCAGAGCCAGCUGAUCAAGGACCUGCGUCCUAAAAUGCACCUCCUGGUGCAGUCCAACCCAACCAGUUCCAACAAGGAGAACCAUGCUGUCCGGCUGCCAUCUGUAGGUGGGGAAGGUGGUGCCUCACAGUCAGAGGAUUCAGUGGGAAACUUUUUGGACCUGAGUCGACUGAGACAACUGCCCAAACUCUUCUGAGAGACGGACACCAAACACGGAAAGAGAAGGAUGAAGGUCUAAGCAGAGUGGUUUAGUAUUGUUAUAGUUUAUGGUGCUCGGUCUGUGUGUGCAUGUCCCUGUCCUGCUGUGAAGACAGUCUUUAUUCAAGGACUUGAAUUAAUGCCGCCACUUGUGCUGUGCAGGUAACUGCUUUACUUUACUUCCAUCUCUCCUACAGACGUAGCCUGUUUUGUCCCCCAGUUUGUUUUUGCUUGAUGAGAAGUGGACGUGUGGGUGCCGAGUACUGACCAGAGUCAUGAAGUGUGUGCGCUUCAUUCUAAUCAUCCUGUCAGUUCUGUAUUCUCAUCAUCCUGUCAGUUCUGUAUUCUAAUCAUCCUGCCAGUUCUGUAUUCUCAACGUCCUGUCAGUUCUGUAUUCUCAUCAUGCUGUCAGUUCUGUAUUCCAAGUUUUAUAAUUAUGAUUUCCUAAUAAAUGUGCAA
Molecule: messenger RNA, 3788 nt
Organism: Lampris incognitus (smalleye Pacific opah)
Lineage: Eukaryota; Metazoa; Chordata; Actinopteri; Lampriformes; Lampridae
Gene: stil
Product: STIL centriolar assembly protein
Exons: 16
Coding region: 1-3327 (1108 amino acids)
Biological process (GO): protein localization to centrosome; smoothened signaling pathway; centrosome duplication
Cellular component (GO): centrosome; centriole
Source: RefSeq, a predicted model, not a curated record